This is a messenger RNA of Cuscuta europaea, 944 nucleotides long. The record is from the annotation of a GenBank genome assembly. NCBI's taxonomy places the organism in Eukaryota, Viridiplantae, Streptophyta, Magnoliopsida, Solanales, Convolvulaceae.
AGAAGGGGUAGCUACCACAGCCGCGUCCGGGAAGGCAGGGAGAUACGGUCAAACUGGGAGAAGGCAGGGAGAUACGGUCAAGUCGUGUCGGCGAAGGCAGGGAGAGACGAAGGCAGCCAGAAACGAACGGUUCAAGCUGCGUCUGGGAAGCGAAGGCAGCCAUAGACGAACCUUUCAAGUGGGGAGACGAAGAAACCAGGGAAACGAGGACCAGAGAAAUGAAAGUCUGACAUCUUCAUCUCUAAUUUCAUGGCCGCUACUCAAUCGAAGGAAGAAGCGAAAGCAAAAGGAGAAAGAGCUUUUUAAAAACAGGUUGAGUAAGAAAGCCAAAUGCCCUGCGCCAAUAUAUGAGAAGGAUGAUAAACAUAAGUUGAAUAAAAAAGAGGGUGGUUCAAAGAUGAUUGAUAACAAAAUGAAGCACUCCACCUCAACUUCUAAACAGCCUGAGAGUAACACUCUUAAUGGUGCGGUUCCAAUGAUUCCUCGACAACUUUUUAUGUUUCCCUCGGUACCUGAAUUUUCAUUGAAUUUUAUGAGACACAACCAAGGGGUGCCAAUUGUACCUGGAUAUGCUCAGUUCCCCUCAUAUGCUCAACUUCCUCCUGGAUAUGGCCAAUUCUCUUCUUAUGCUCAACUUCCACAUUCAGUAGCUACACCACAACCUACUCAGAAUUUUAAUGGUGGGCAUUGGAAUAAUUUGGUUCAUCCAACUAAUUAUGGGAGUUAAAAUGGUGAUAGUGAGCAGGAUGUGGAACAGUUGGAAGACACUACGAAAUUAGUUGGGGUUUCUUUUCCUUUGAAUUUAAAUUGUCAAAGAUGUAUAAUAUUUUCCAUUAUUUUGAUGCAUAUACAACAAAAGUUGUAUUAGAUUUUGUAUAAGUGGCAUUGGACUUUGAUCAGGUGGAUUUGGAAUUUAACGCUACAAUCAAGAAACGAGAGAGUUG